CCAGGAAGGUCGCAGGGAGGAGUGCGUCACUUCCGGCCGGGUUGCGGGGUUAUAGUGUGAGAAGUAAAGAAACCAGGCAGCGACUAUGGACGUGAACGGGCCGGACAGUGACUGGCGGAGUGCAGGCUUCAGGCAGAAGCUGGUCAGUCAGAUAGACGAGGCAAUGCGCAAAGCAGGGGUUGCACACACCAAGUCCAGCAAGGAGAUGGAAAGUCAUGUUUUUCUAAAGGCUAAAACACGUGAAGAGUAUUUGUCUUUGGUUGCCAGACUUAUUAUUCACUUUCGAGAUAUCCAUAACAAGAAAUCCCAGGCAUCAGUAAGUGACCCAAUGAAUGCCUUACAGACUUUGACUGGUGCAGCUCCUGUUGGUGCACAGGGAUUACCCAUGGGUGCCCGCCCUCCCGGGGCACAAAUGGCAGGCAUUGGUGGAAUGGCACAAAUGGCACAACAAAUGGCCCUUCCUGGUCAGCCACAGCAAGGUGCAUCGGGUAUGCCACCACAUGGAUUAACAGGGGUAUCGGCUGGAAACCAACCUACCCAAAUGCAGCUUCAGCAAAUGGCCCAGCAACAGCAGCAGCAGUUUCAGCAGCAACAAGCAGCCUUACAACAGCACCAUCAGCAGCAGCAGCAACAGCAACAGCAGCAGCAGCAAUUCCAAGUCUCUCAGCAAAAUGUUAUGCAGCCGCAGCAGCAGCAACAGUUUCAAAUGGCAGCGGUAGCUGCAGCUCAGCAGCAGCAGCAGCAACAGGCACAACAGCAGCAGCAGGCACAGCAGCUCCAGGCUGCAGUCCAGCAGCAACACAUACUGAAGCUACAGAUGCAACAGAGUCAGCAGCAGCAGCUGCAGCAGCAACAGCAGCAGCAACAACAACAGCAGCAGCAGCAGCAACAACAGCAGCAGACAUCGCUGAGAUUUCCUCACAUGCAGCAAAUACAGCAACAGCCGGUUCAGCAGGUUAUGCAGCAGCAGUCGCAACUGCAGCAACAGCAGCCACAGCAAGUGAUGCAGCUCCAGUUGCAACAGCAGCAAGUGGCACAGAAUCAGCAGCAGAUGCUUUCCACCCAAACCCAAGGCCAGUCUAUGCAACCAGUUAUGUCAGUAACUCUCACACCACAGCAGCAACAACAGUUGAAGAUGCUUCAGCAGGUACAAGCUCGGCAGGUGCAUCAACAAGCACAACAACAAGCACAGGCUCAACAAGCCCAACAGCAAGCGCAAGCCCAGAUGCAGGCAGAAAAGCAAGCUCAGCAACAGCAGGCAGCACAGCAAGCGGUUCAACAGCAAGUGCAGCAACAGCAGCAGCAGCAGCAGCAACAGCAGGCUGCUCAGCAGCAAGCUGCUCAAGCUCAUAUGGCAGCAGCGGGGGGCCAGAUGAUCACCGCAUCUAUGACUCGAGGUGGGAUGACAAUAAGGUCGCGGUUCACACCCACCAAUGAAUCUGACACGCCUCCAAACUCCAUCCCUAUGGGAGGACAGCAGAUCCCACAGGUAAAUCAGGGCAAUAUCUCUUUAGUGUCAUCACCAUCGCCUGUGCAGCAGGUGCAGAUGCCACCACCUCCUCAGCCAUCCCCACAGCCCUCACAGUCAAUGUCUCAACCCAACUCCAAUGUCAGCUCUGGUACAGCACCCUCCCCAAUUUUCCUGCCAAGCCCAUCCCCACAGCCUUCCCAGAGCCCAGCAUCUGCUCGCACUCCUCAGAAUUUCAGCGUGCCCUCUCCAGGUCCCCUGAAUACCCCAGGCAAUCCAAACUCUGUGAUGAGCCCUUCAAGCAACAACCAGUCAGAGGAGCAGCAAUACCUGGAGAAGCUGAAACAACUUUCCAAGUAUAUAGAACCAUUAAGGCGAAUGAUCAACAAGAUUGAUAAAAACGAAGAUCGAAAGAAAGAUCUCAGUAAAAUGAAGAGUCUCUUGGACAUCUUAACAGACCCAUCAAAGAGAUGCCCCCUGAAGACCCUGCAGAAAUGUGAGAUUGCGCUGGAGAAGCUGAAGAAUGACAUGGCUGUGCCAACUCCUCCCCCUCCAACUGUCCCUUCCACAAAGCAGCAAUAUCUGUAUCAACCCCUGUUGGAUGCAGUCCUGGCGAAUAUCCGAUCACCUGUAUUUAACCACUCCCUGUAUCGCACAUUUGCACCAGCUAUGACUGCUAUUCAUGGGCAGCCUAUCACAGCUCAGAUGAUUGCUCCUCGAAAGCGAAAGUUUGAAGAUGAUGAGAAGCAGUCCAUUCCAAACGUUCUUCAGGGUGAGGUUGCCAAACUGCACUCCAGAUUCUUGAUAAAUCUGGAUCCCUCUCACUGCAGCAACAAUGGGACUGUCCAUCUUAUAUGUAAACUGGAUGAUAAAAACCUCCCAAGUGUUCCUCCUCUACAGCUAAGUGUCCCAGCUGAUUACCCUGAACAGAGUCCACUUUGGAUGAACAACCCCCGACAAUAUGAGGCCAAUCCUUUCCUACAGUCUGUGUAUCAUUGCAUGACAUCUAAACUACUUCAGCUUCCCGACAAACACUCUCUCACAGCAUUGUUGACCACAUGGGCACAAAGCAUUCGGCAAGCCUGUCUGUCGGCUGCAUGAAGAGAACAAGAUGUUCAUAUGCAACACAUCUGGACCAGUCCAUUAGGCCCAUGGCGCCAGUAAAUUGAAAUGCUGAACAGGGGUUAAAACUCUGCAAUAUAAAUGCUGUCUUGGGAAUGAUUAAGUGAUAGACAAACUGUACAAAACAUUAGGAGCCACAUUUUUAUUCAAGUCUGAAAUGUUUUUUUACACAUGACAACAAACAAUGUUUAUGAAUUUUUAUAUAUAUUUGUUGCAGAGAGGAAGUUACGCGAUGGCCAUUUCAUCGAUAUGCCAACUAUGCUUAUGAGUUAUGUUUCUAAUACAGUACGGGAGAGUGAACGCAGGAAUCUAAAUGGUUACUAUUACUAAUGGCAAUAGUAUGUUCUUCCUUUAUAUGUAUAGUGUAUGUAUAAUGUCCUAAUAUAACAAGGCCUUAAGCUGGGUACACACCAACAGUUUUUUUUUUUUUACUGUACUGCCCCUUCCCCCCCCCCCCCCCCCUCUCCUCCAAGAGAACACUACGAUCAGCUCUCUCUGCUAUUGGCUCAGAUCGCUGAUCGGGAGUCUGUCGGCUGCUGCUUUUCCAGAAUGCACGUCCGACAUACACAGGAGCAGAAUGUUGGCCGUCUUUUUAACUGGCAAAUGUCUCCCGUCAUUCUGCCCAUGUGUACGGGGCUUUAGAAAUUGAUGCCACGGGCUGUUGUCAUACAGUAUACAGCAGCUGUGUUCUGGCAGCGGUAUGGGAACUUCAAAUUGGGGUGAGUGCUUUUCAACCAUUUACAGGAAGCCUUGUGUUUUUAUCAAUGAAUACAAGGCUUACUAUGAUAAAACUGAGAGGUGGAGAUGGUGGAAUCAUCCACCCACCUUUCCACAGAUACAGAUCUGUCCUUUUUAGAUCCUGCGGAAGAUAAUGUACUGUAGAUUAACCAUUUUUUUUUAUUGUUUUUUUGCAGUUUCUUGCAAUAAAUAAAAGAUUCUCAUUUCAGAGAGUCAUACAAAUGUUGCUUUUUUAACUAUUUUAUUUCUAGCCGUUUGGGGGGAAAAAAACAAGCAUUGUACAUUAUUAAUACCCAGACAUUCGAAAAUUGGAGUUUUUGUAUAUGCAUAUUAAGUGGAAUUAAACAAGGCUUAAACUGA
Messenger RNA from Rana temporaria (common frog), 3688 nucleotides. RefSeq names its product mediator complex subunit 15 (gene MED15). The transcript is spliced from 18 exons. Gene Ontology annotation, molecular function: transcription coregulator activity. Lineage: Eukaryota; Metazoa; Chordata; Amphibia; Anura; Ranidae. The record is from RefSeq and is a predicted model, not a curated record. Gene Ontology annotation, biological process: regulation of DNA-templated transcription. Bases 86 to 2569 code for a protein of 827 amino acids.